CGGUUGCCGGCACUGAGGAGCGAGUCGCGCUGCAGUGGAGGAGAGAGCGGCAGCGGCGGCUUGGCCGGAGCCCCAGAAUAGUUACUUUUUUAACGUUUGAAAUGUGUGCUUUUUACUUAGACAAGACGUGGCUCGGUUCAAGACGCCUCACUUCGUGAAUACUGUGUUUCUGAACUGAAAUUGUGGUCUGAAUGAGGCGGAAUGGCCGCGGUGCCGUCAGGGCCUAGCGGCGCGCUGCCCGCAUCCCCGGCCGAGAUUUGUCUCUUCCCCGGGGACGGGUGCGCUCUGCCUGGGGACAGGGAGGCACUCGAGUGGGAGCUGAAGGACGUGGUUAUAUCCGACACUGGCCAAGAAGAAGAGGUCACUGGGCGCAAGGUGGAACGAAAGAACAACCAGACCUACAGGUUUUCGGAGGUUCACCCCCACUGCCAGGCUUUAGAGCAGCAGGUUAACGGCUUAAAUUGUAUCGGACACGCCAGGUUUCCCCACAGCAGCACCGAGCCGGUCAGCCGCGAGGAGCCGAAACCGACCAUGGAGCUCCGGGACAGCCGUGUAGGAUCUGCGGACAGCUACAGCGACAGGCUGUGCUUUCCUCGCCAUGAUAUGAACACGAACGGGGACAGCAGCAUUCACGGAAUGCUUACUUUAUCCAGAACUGAGACUUGUCAGAGUCGCACGAGUGAUGUGUAUGGUAAAGAGGUCGGGGUGAGCGCAGCGGAUCGGCCCAGGCCUGAGGAAGGGGCCCAGUUGACAGGUCAGACUGUGGGUGAUGGACCACUGGAGCAGCUGUCCAGGUUAGACUUGAACCACUCGCCCUCCAGAGAAACGGGGCGAAGUCAGGAAAUUAAAUAUGUACGUUAUGAGUCUGAGCUUCAGAUGCCAGGCAUAAUGAGACUCAUAACCAAGGACCUGUCCGAGCCUUACUCCAUAUAUACUUACCGGUACUUUAUCCACAACUGGCCGCAGCUCUGCUUUCUGGCUAUGGUAGAAGAGGAGUGCGUUGGGGCUAUUGUGUGUAAGCUAGACAUGCACAAGAAGAUGUUCCGGCGUGGGUACAUCGCCAUGCUUGCUGUGGACUCCAAACAUCGCCGAAAAAGCAUAGGUACGAACCUUGUAAAGAAGGCCAUCUAUGCUAUGGUGGAAGGAGACUGUGAUGAGGUGGUGUUGGAAACGGAGAUCACGAACAAAUCCGCCCUGAAGCUAUACGAGAACUUGGGCUUUGUGAGAGACAAAAGGCUCUUCAGAUAUUAUCUCAAUGGGGUGGAUGCAUUGAGGCUCAAACUGUGGUUACGCUAAGCUCUGUCCAGUCUCUUUUACUUCAACAUGGUUCAGUCAAACCCAGACUCCACUAAUUCUGUAAGCCUUGGUGCAGAUACUCAAGGCUACAUUCAUUUGUCAUUGUUGGUCAAGCAAACUGAAGAACUAUGUUUUAUAGAUUUCCUUGAGUCCAGGGACGUUAGUGAAAGGAAAAGAUGGUUAAAAUAACUUUAAUGUAGAGGCUGAAGCCCUCUUGUAUGAGUGGAGGAGAGCCAAGGGAUCUAAAAAUUUAACUGAACAGCAGCUGAAUUAAAGAAGUAAUGCAAGAAAGGAUUGAGUUCUUGACAUUUUUGAGGUUUGUGUUUAACAUUGAACUGAGGCUUGGAGCAAGACCAUUUUGUUUCCUCAUGUCUGUGUCUAUACAGUGGCUUAGGGAUUUGAAUGCUGAGUGCAGAUUUGUUCUUUAUGUAGUCUGGUGUGGGUGCUUGCUUGCUGUGAGAGUUUGCUCUGAGUAAUUUAGUGUGUGGGGUAGUGAUGUGCAUAUUGGUGAAGCUGAUGUGUGAUUUGUGUAUGCAUAGGUGUGAAUGUGUGGCCUGGCAAUCAAGCUUUCACUUGGGAUUGCUCAGCAUGUUCAGUCUGACAUUAACACAAAUUGAGAGCCAUUUCUUAGGCCAUUUUUAGCCAUUAUGUUCUGAUGUUAUAAGUUACAGGGAUAGUUCAGCUCAUGCAUGAACAAUACAUGGACUGGAAAGCACAAAGACUAGUUGUCCACCUUGACACAGAUAAUACUCUUGUGUAUAAAUAGUUUAUAGUUUGAGUGAUGCCAGACUGAAAAUAUGGAAAGGAACAAGUUGAAAGAGCAGCUCCUGUCUGGCCAGGGUGGGUGUAGAUUCUGAGAAAUUCUGCUUGAAUGGAAUCCCCACUUUAAACAGUUGCUUUUUAUCCCUGCGAGUACGUGUUUGUUUUUUUAGGUCAGAGAUGGAAACAGUCUUGUGUAGUCAGGCUUCAACAGAAUACAGAUAGGCCUCCUAAACAUAAACUAAUACAAUAAUUAACCUUUGAGGAACAUAAGUGUUUGAUUUUUAUUUUUCCUCUAAAAUCUUUCUCUGUUUUCAUAAAACCUAACUAAAGAUGAUUUCAUGUGUAGUGUACAUAUGACUUUACUGUUUGGACAGCGAAAGCCUUCAAACAGUAAGAAAGAAUAGACUCGUAGUUCUUUGACUUCAAGAGGGACUUACUUGAUUAAUAAUAAAAGUAGUCCUUGAGAAACUACUAGGUUUUUUUUUGCAGGCCAGCUGCUUGAUAGCUAUUUUCUUAGGUCUUACAAAUGGUGUCUGUUCUAACUACUAAGUUUUAACAAAAAAAUUGCAAAACUUUCUAAGACAUGGAAUACUGAUCAAAGGAUUGACUGUUGACUCUUCAGAGUAGGGAUGCACCAAUUUCAUCAUGUCUACAGCCAAAUUGUCGUUUUCUGUCAGCCUUUUCUUGUAAAACACGAAGCUCACACAGAUUAACACAAACACUCUAGCAUGUUUCUUGCACUUAGUUAGCCAAAGUUGCAAUAUAAAUAAUGUUUUCUUUAUCUAUUUUCUUUAACCUGCAUACUACACUAUAAACAAUUGUGCACCUUUUUAAAGUAAAAAAAAAAAACAAUUAAAAAAUUUUGAGUUAAUUGAACUUGUAUUAUUAGCAAAAGAAUAAUUUGCUUUAUGUUGUUUUUUACAGGGUAGCGUUGAUGGUGUGAGUGCAUUUUUCUGGCUCACAUUAUUUACAUCAUGAAAUUGCAACACAGAUCGGCCAAAAUAAAAAGGAAGUUGUGUAAUUGCUGAUUGUGUGCUUAAAAUAGAAAUCUGCCAAUUCCAAAUGUCCACGAUUCCAAUUGCACAUCCCUGCUUCAGAGGAUUAACCACGUUUUGACACAAAAAAACAGUCUAUCCACAUAAGCUGCGGAUAGCGUGUAAAAGGCUUUCUUGAUCUGACACUGAUUACAACUUUCAAAUACACCCAAUUAUGUCAUUCACUGGAACUCAGUCAGAAGUAUGAGUGGAAGUUAGUUUAGUGGAAUUUAAGGUAGUAUUCAGUUUAGCAUAUAUUUGUGUCUUAUGCCAGUAGUUAUUCUAAUUGUGCAAGAGUGUCCCUCUCUGACAGCAAGAUGAGCUUGUUAUGGUCUCACCUUGUUAAGUAUUAUCUUUUUUUUUUUUUCCUUCACAGGAAAGCCACACUUACAAAAUCUUGGGAAGAUUCUAAGGUCGUAAAUUUAAAGCUGGUUUGAUGGCAACUUACUUUGGUACUUACAAAAAUGCUAUUAGCAGUGCUGCUUUUGACGAAGGGUAUAGGGGGACAGAAAUUCUGCGAACUUGCUACGUCAAACCCAUAUUGACAAACCAUAAUAGUUUAGAACACAAUCAAAUCUAGAAAAUUCUUCCCCAGCCCAGAUUCUGUAAGGGAGAGGAAAUUGGGGCACAGUAUAGUUUUAAAGCAUUUAAUUGUGGCACGCAAAAGUAUGCAUUUAUUUUUUGUUUUUAUUCAAGAGUAUAUGGUAAUGUGUUCUAUUGCACUUUGAUUCAAUGCUGCUGGUGUAUGUAUCUAUGUGCAUGUCUGUGUGGUUGUCUAUUGGGGUUUGUCUCCUGGAUGCUGGGUAACGACACCUCACCAUGUGCUUGUGGAAGCAAUCAGAGUCCAAACUGCUCUCCAGACUCAAAAAUGCAGUGCUACUACUUAAAACAUUGGGAGAAGGAGUUAGGGGCCAGUCACUGUGCCAUAUUGUGAAGAGC
Molecule: messenger RNA, 4031 nt
Organism: Pygocentrus nattereri (red-bellied piranha)
Lineage: Eukaryota; Metazoa; Chordata; Actinopteri; Characiformes; Serrasalmidae
Product: N-alpha-acetyltransferase 30-like
Exons: 4
Coding region: 202-1296 (364 amino acids)
Biological process (GO): N-terminal peptidyl-methionine acetylation
Cellular component (GO): NatC complex
Molecular function (GO): protein-N-terminal amino-acid acetyltransferase activity
Source: RefSeq, a predicted model, not a curated record